This is a messenger RNA of Chrysoperla carnea, 1665 nucleotides long. Its product is annotated as vesicular glutamate transporter 1-like. Gene Ontology annotation, molecular function: neurotransmitter transmembrane transporter activity; L-glutamate transmembrane transporter activity. Bases 214 to 1566 code for a protein of 450 amino acids. The record is from RefSeq and is a predicted model, not a curated record. NCBI's taxonomy places the organism in Eukaryota, Metazoa, Arthropoda, Insecta, Neuroptera, Chrysopidae. The transcript has 6 exons. Gene Ontology annotation, cellular component: synaptic vesicle membrane; excitatory synapse. Gene Ontology annotation, biological process: monoatomic anion transport; synaptic transmission, glutamatergic; neurotransmitter loading into synaptic vesicle.
ACUGUCAGCAGUUGUUAUUAAUUAUACGUAGAAUAAAGAUUUUAUGUUGUUUUCAUUACAAUUGUUUGAUUAUAAAUUUUGAAAUUGAGCGAAAAUUAAAGUUUGGACCCAAUUUUUUGUUGUUUUUGAUUCGACAAUACUUAUUGAUGGUGUGAUAAUACAAUCUUAAAAUAAAAACUACGGUGGGCCCUGCCUUUCUAUUAAAAAAUAAAAAUGGUUAGCCAAAGUGCAAUAAUUACUACGGCGAAGAAAAAUAGUAAUAAUGGAGACACAACAAUACAUAAUUUCCCAAGUUCAAAUCCACCAAGUUUACCGUUUUAUCAAAUUAGUAAAAGAUAUACAUUAGCGAUUUUAUCACAUAUUGGUUUAAUAUUAACAAUUUCGAUAUUUUCGUACUCUCCCAAAGUCUUCCAAACUGAUUAUGGUAUGGUAUAUAACGAUUUGAGAUAUUGGUACAUGAUGAUCUCUAUUCUUGUACAAAUACCUGCAGCUAUUUUUAGUUAUAAAUAUUCAGCUACACAUUUGUUUGGAAUCUGUAUUUUGGGUAAUUCGAUGCUAACUAUGAUAUUUCCAAUUAUAUCACAAUGGGAUGACCCACCAGUUAUAUUAAUGGGACUAUUACAUGGUCUUUUUAUGGGAGCAGCAAGCCCGUCAUUUUAUUCAAUAUGGCGAUAUUGGGCACCACCAUUAGAACGUUCAACAUUAGUGGCAAUAGGAUGUACGGGAUUAGUUUCAAGUGGGGUGAUUUUUAAUUUAAUAUCAACAAGUGGUUUAUUUAAUUUGGAAAAUAUUUUACAUGUUUAUGGUUUUUUGGGAAUAAUCUGGUUUUUUACAUGGCAUUGGGUUGCAUUCGAACAUCCAUCUCAACAUCCAAGUAUAACCGAGCAAGAAUUAACAUAUUUACAACAAAAUAUUACCAUAAAACAUAAAACACCAAUGCCAUCUAUACCUUGGAAAAAAAUUUUGUUCAACAUGCCAAUAUUUACGUUGAUUCUUGUUAAUUUUGUGCAUAGCUUAACAAGACCAUUGUUAUCGGAAGUAGGGCAUUUGAUGUUUUAUAUUAACUUUUACUAUAUCAAUAAGUUAAUAAUAAUUCUUGUAACCAGUUACGUGGCUGAUUUACUUUUACGAAAAAAAUCAAUUUCAACAACAAAUUUAAGAAAAAUUUAUAUAUGCGGUGGUUUGAUACUGAGUGUCCUCGUAAUUUUAAUAGUUCCUAAAUUUGUUUGGGAUCCAGCGACGGGAGACAACAUAAUAUCGUAUAUCGCACUAAUUAUUUAUUGUUUACCAUUUGUUGGAUUAUUUGCAAAUCAUUUGGAUGUAGCUGGAAAAUAUGCUGGAAUUACAAUUGCUUUGAGGAACAUGAUUAUAGAAGUGGACAUGGUUUAUAUGUUGGAACAUUAUUUUAAAAAUAUUAAAAUUUUUAGAUUUAUAGAUGAUUACACUUGUUACAACUUCUCUUACAUGCUAAUAUUUUUGGGUGGAGCAUUAUUGUAUUACAUGUAUGGAACUAGUAAACAACAAGAUUUGGACAAAGAAGAGAAGAAAGAGGAAUGUGCCUAUUAGUACCAUAAUUAUGGGAGUAAACACGGAAGUUGGAUCUCCUCUCCUCGAAGCUCCAGGAAUUAAAUAUUAACAAUUUAGUUUGGAUAUCUCUAAAUUAAA